Phalacrocorax carbo (great cormorant) is the source of this 5415-nucleotide messenger RNA. NCBI's taxonomy places the organism in Eukaryota, Metazoa, Chordata, Aves, Suliformes, Phalacrocoracidae. The record is from RefSeq and is a predicted model, not a curated record.
UCAUGGGAGGUGUAGUCCGCCCGCCGCGGGGCCUGAGGGGCGGCCGGCACCGGGGGGGCGCGGGCGGCGGCAGAACCCGCCGAAAAGCCCCGUCUCCGGCCGCCCGGCCCCGCCGCGGCGGGGAGAGCCGCCCCCGGCCUCCUCCCCUUCGCCGCCGCUGCGGGCGGUGAGAAGUGGGGAGCCCCGGGCCUCCCCUCCGGGUGUUGCCUCGGCGUGGGAGGCCGAGUCUGGUGUAACAGCGCGGUGCACGGCUGCGGGGGAAGGGAAGGCGUUAAAACACGGCUUUUUCCCCCCGAGCGUGGAGCUUACGGGUCUGCCACAGAUGAGUGACACAGUCUUUAAGAUACUCUGAAGCUUCGUAGGCUGGAUUUUCGCAGUGGGGACAGACCCAGGAUAAGCGUUUCCUAAGUUCUCUGAUUACCUUGCUGUUACCUGCCAUCAGAGCUGAUGGAGGAGUACUUCCCUGGGCACUUCAGGCUUUUUGGGCCAUAGGAGGGACGAGAAAGACAAGCAGGGAUUCAUUAAGAUUUCAGAUUUCAUUGCAGAAGGUCAGACCAGAGGAAAGGUCCAUCCCUGACGUGUUGCCCCUUAGCACCAAAUACCAGCUGUUUUUACUUUGAAGAAUCGGAGAGUCCAACUUCAGUGGAAAGGAAUGAGCUCUCUGCAUGCCCAGUACCUUACAGAAUCAUUUGAUGAAAGAGGAGAACGACAGUGAACAUAUUGCAGCAAUGUGGAAGUGUUUACAGCCUUAUUCUCAGCUGUUACCUUUUUCAAAAGGAUCUGAGGCUCAGGAAUGCAGCACCUCCGAGGACCACAUGUCUGGUGGCUUAAUCUCAGACCUCAAUUGCACAGGUGGAGGCUGGACAAGGUGCUGGAGGAGAAAUUCAUGGGGGAUUAUAAAAUAAACCCCCCACAUCUGGCCCAGGAUGCCCUGAACAUCAUUACCGAAGGCUGUGGAAGUAUAUGCAUGCACACAUAUACAUAUGUAUAUAUGUGUCUAUACUCAUGGAUAGAUACCGUUGCCCUGUUGUCAUACUUUUUCUUUGGCACCUGCCUCUGUCCCCAUCCCAAGCAGGAUGCUGGGAUGCUCUCAGCCUGAUUUCAUAAGUCCAUUCUUGUCUGUCAGGCACUUGGGUGCCUGAAUGUCCAUGUAGGUGUCUAAUACCCCACAGCCAGUCUCUCUGUCUCUCCCAUUGUCAGGCACAGCCUGACUCACGUCCCCUUCCUUGCUUUCCAUUUGGUCAUGUAAUUUCUAAACCACCUUCCUUCCCCGAUCCCCACCCAUGCAUGUGGAUUUAUUUUUCCCCAACAGCCAUGUCUUCCCCUGCUUUGAAAUCAUUCACAGAAAGCUAACAUCAACUUGGUUUAAUUAAAGCCCCUGCAUGUUUAUCCUAUCGUAAAAUCAUUUCCUUCAAGCAAUCUUCAUGUGAAGUUAUCACUUUGUCAAAACAUGAUCCAAAGCCACAGCUCAGGGCACGGUGGGAAGCUCACAAAGGGAGAGCCGAGUAGCUUGGGAAGUUUGGGUGAGCUGUUUGCUACAAGCUGCCGAGCCCACCCCUCCAAGACCUUUAUUUCCCCCUGCGGCAGCUGUCAUCUGAUCCCACGCUUUGGCUUUGAAUGGGGCUCUCUGAGGAUACCAGAUGUUGGGAACAAAGGUCUAAAAAUAAUCUUUCCAAAUAAUCUUCCCAUCUAUCAUUCAAGGAGAGCAUGUGCUUUGUGUGAACAUGUGAGCCGAGAACCUGAUCUAACUUUGAGUAAAGAAGUUCAACAGCAGCUCCUGGCUUCUGCUUGUGGGCUCCUUUGUUUUUGUUUUGGGUUUUUUUUUCCCCCCUUUCCCUUCCCAGAAGCUGCGCAGCGAAAAGCGGCUCUCACCAGCGAUCAGCCCUCGCUCUCCCUCCCUCCCCGUCUCCCUCCCUCCUUGCCAAGGCUCUGAAUCGUCUGGGUCCUGAAAGCCGUGCUGGGCUCCUUAUUUCAUCUCUCCUUGGGAAAAUGGAUUCCAGGGUGCUGUCAGAGAUGUGUUUCUGUAAGAAGAUCUUCACUGCAGCCAUGUGUGUCUUAGUUUUGCUGCCAGAUUCGGGCUGUGCAAGGAAUCUCUGGAAGCGUGCUCUACAUCUGAAAAUGACGGAGAAAUAUGAUGAUUAUGAGUACCCUCUUCAUUCUCACAGUUCCCACUACCAGAAGAACGACCGCUGCCCCCCGCCGCCCCAGACCUUGCCUGACCGAGCCUGCGAGGUGCCCAGCUGCCGGUCGGAUUCAGAGUGUGAAAGGCACAAGCGCUGCUGCUACAAUGGGUGCAUCUACGCCUGCCUGGAGUCUGUACAGCCACCACCAGUUUUAGACUGGUUGGUUCAGCCCAAACCCCGCUGGCUGGGAGGAAACGGGUGGCUUUUGGAUGGCCCAGAGGAAGUCUUACAAGCUGAGGCCUGCAGUACCACUGAGGAUGGAGAUGAGCCUCUACAUUGCCCCACAGGCUAUGAAUGCCAUAUCAUCAACCCGGGUAACAUGGCUGAAGGAAUCCCUAACAGGGGCCAGUGCAUCAAGCUCCGUGGAAAUCCGGAUGGACGCAACCUGAGGCAUAAGUAUUACAAGGAAUAUUUUGGAAGCAACUCCAACAAUGUGGUCGGCUAUGUGAAAAACCAGCAGAAGCACCUAGGCUAACCAAAGGUGUGCCUGGCCGGACCACUCUGUUAAGCAGCUGUCAAGGAAUGCUUUACCCAAGAGUUUUCUGUUUUGGAAGAAUCCUGGUCCCAAAUCUCCACGAGCACGUCUCCAGCAUUACCCUGAUCCCUGCCCACCAGUGAUAAAAAGACUUCGCUAGUCGAGGAACAGGAUGAGUCUAGAUUUAAAGCCUAUCAACAGGGGGAGAAAUGCGAUCCCCUGAAAGAAACCACACUGUUUAUCAGCGGCCCUUCUGCCAAUGAAAUGUAAAUACCUCUGAGCGGAUUCCUAUAAGCCACAGCGCCAUUAUCAGGCUGCUGGAGCAGCGCCUGCCCUUUAUGUGUGUGUUCCGUGGCCGAUUCGGAUUUCACGACCAUGAACAUAACUCAGUAUUACAAAAAUGAAGUGAUGUCAGGAUUGUACCUAAAUAUCGUAUCUAAGUUGCAUUAAAAUAGGCAAGAAUGUAAGACUAAAGGGGCUCUCUGGAUCCAAUCCAGUGCCCGCCUAUCUCAAACAACUGCUUUAAGUAAGCCUUUUCGUAAGCUUAAAGUUCAAAGAAACCCACAGGUUUCUUCUUUUCCUAUUUAUACCUAGGGUUCACCAGGUUUGACACCCAGUCUACAGGCCUAAACCUGAAAUCUUAAGAAUUUGAGGAACUCUGAGCUAGGAGCAAAACCGGUUUUAUAUGUGGGGUUUUUUUUUUAAGUUACUUUCCUUUAGCUUCUCAGCCUGGUGAGCUGCAGAUCGAGAGCUAAUGAUGGAAUAGAAUUCUUUCUACACUAUCUGAGUAGACACACAUGCAUGCCGGUCCUUUUAGGUUGUAGCCAGCACAGCUAAUGCUCACAAAAUGCACAUCUGCGUUGUUGUACCCGCAGGACCUCAGCAAGAGGGCUGAAGUCUGGAUUAUUUGUUGCACAUACUAGAAAAGAAGGAGCAGGAUAAAUCUGUGUGAUUAAAAGGCUUGUCUGGCAGAUGGGCAACUGCUUUCUAGAAGUCCUGUGCCUUUAUGUUGCCUUCCGUAAAUCCUUAAGGUCAAGUCAUUUGUACUUGGGCCUUACAGCUUCUUUUGGCUGUUCAGCGUUAUAAAAUGGAAAACAUUUUCUAUGACUGUUUUUCUUUUCUGUGGCAGUCCUAAAGGGACAGUUGCAUUUCAUUUUGACAAAUCUGCCAGAACUGCUAGGCAAAAGAAGCCAUGUUUGCUCCCUUGUUUAGUACGUGUCCCCAUCUGCACGCAUAAAAUUAGCAUUUUAAUAUGCAGAGUAGUAGCGGUGUACGUAAAUACCCAAUUCACAAAUACAAGUGCCUGCUUCCACCCACUAACGAUGGGAUUAUUUUUUUUUCCACUCACCAAAUGUUUUAAGCCAAAUCUAAGGCGCCUAUAAAACACUUGAUACUUUGCAGAUGACAUUUGCAGCUGGAGAGAUGAAAGUUGCCAAAGUGCUCUUCUGUUUCCUGUCCUGAACAGGCGCGCUCCUCGGCGCUGUACAGAGCAAAGGAGCAGAUGAAGGGCUCCACGUUUUCCUAAAUACCUUCCUCUGGUGAACUCCGUUCACUUCUUUGUGCCUUUGUGCCAACUUCUGGGUAUUAAAUGCAACACCAUAUUUGGAUAGAUCUAUUUCUAGAAUUUUAUCAUACACAGCUUCACACAAUGAUAUCUUAACUCCUGCUGAGAGACAGGAGUUUAUAGUUCCAGUCUCAGUUUAGGCUAGAAUCUUGCCGCUUUGCCGCUGACGCUACUUGACAACUUAAAGCGACACAGCUCGUAAUGAAAGCCUUAACUCAGCCUUGCUCCUCGGUGCUGCGCAGUGAAAUGGGUUGACUUUUUCCAGCAUUACUUUUUGCAGAAAAAGCCAAUUCUGAUUGAAUGAGCAAAGCCCUUCCAAGGUUACUGCUAAGUCCCAAAGAGUACAUGCCAAAUUGCUCUGUUUUAACAUAAAAAAUUCCGUGCCUAAAAAACAUCAGAGCAUCCAGUGGAAAAACAUGUCGUGAGCAUUAACAAAUUGGCAAGAUUAAAAUGUCAGAUCUCAACCUGAUCUUGCAAAGCAUCCAAAAAUAUGCUUAAUUUGAGUGGACACAUUCACUUCAGCGGUUGCUUUUUUGUAGCUACAAAAGCACAUACCUGACCACCUUGCUGGAUGGGAUGGUAAAGGUAUUUUCUACUUGCAAAAGGAACUUUUAAAAAAGAAAACUGACAAAUUAAUGGUUUGUUGAUGAACUUCUGUUUACUGGGUGUUAUCAAAGACAUCACCCUUCCUCAUGGUGCUAUAAUGCUUGGGGUGUUUUUCAAGUUAAUUCUUUUCAAGUUAUUGUCAAACUCAGAAGCAAAAGCCACAGAAGAGACUUGUCUGAACGCUGUGUUUUCAACGCUGACAUCCAUCACAUGUUGAAAACACAGAGCAAAUGAGUUGCCCUCAGCUUAUCUUCUCUCCAAAAACAAAUGGCUUGACAACAGCCUUGCGAAGCACAGUAGCAAAUCACUGACGCAGGUUGGUUUUAAUGUUCCCGUGUACACUUUAAAGCAUGUUUGGUGCUAUAAUAAACUCAACGUGUAUCACUGUGUGCUAGCAAUGCUCGUGGCCUUCGGGAUCCUCAAGCGCUGCCGGCGGUGCCAGCGGACCUGCUCUGCCUUGCAGCAGCUGAGGAUCUGCGGCAGCCCCAGGCAGGCCCCUCCCGGCGUGUGCCCCUGGUGCUUAGACAUGUACAGGCUCUGCCACUUCGGUGCUCAAUAAAAAGUGACCAGUAUAUUUUUCAACUCUG